CAGAUUACUGCAGGUAUAAAGGUGCUGUGAAAUGCUUGUGGGAGCUCCCUCAGCAGUUCAGGACAUUAUCAGUUAAUGACGACAAAAACAGUCAAGUUAUAAAUAAGUCAUAGAAGUAAGAGGUAGUAUUCAUGGUAAUAAUGGACUAUUAGUAUUUACAAAUAUAAAGUGGGUAGUGUCUUGGUCACGCAGUGGAAUAACGUUAAAUUGUAUUCUGUUGGAUUUCUUGAGAACCCGAGAGCCCAUGCUUAAUUUCUUCAGUCCCCGCGGUGGUGGUGUGACUGGACCAUACCCGGUCAUCUGUGACGUGCACACCAAGGAACUUGAAGCCUUUGAACCUCUCCACUGCAGCCCGUCGCGCCUUCACCCCGUUUCCUGUAGUCCACCAUCAACUCCUUGGUUUUACUGUCAAUGAGACCGAGGCUGUUUUCCUCGCACCUCUCUGCCAGGACUCUUGACCACCUCCCUGUAGGCUGUUACGUCUGCGGUAAGGCCCACCACUAUCGUAUCGUCAGCAAACUUAAAUGGUGUUGGAGUCAUGGGUGUACAAUGAGUACAGAAAUGGGCUGAGCACUAAUUCGCGGGUGAGCUGUUUGUUCACCCGCACCCACCUGCAGUAGCUAAAGAUCCAUCCGCAACCACCCGACUCACUAUGCGAUAAAGUGAAAAUCUGAAGCCAGCACUGGACCCAAACCCGCAAAUAUGGAAAAUGCGCAGUAGCCUACAGACUGCGGGGGAAAAAAGUGGACAGGAUAUCAAAAAUAGGUCUAUGUUUCUGUUUUAUAUUUUUGCCAACUCUCAGGCCGUGAAACACUAAUCACGGCACACCUUAUCUAUCUAACGCGCAUUGAAAAGUACUGCUUUUAUUCUUCUAAUUAGGCCAUUAUAGUCAGUGCAUUAACUUUUCAACUGUGCUCCAAAUCGUUUUGAAACCGGAGCAUCUGCGACUGCAAUUGAACAUCACGAGCGAAAAUCUACCCUGUCUUGCUACAACGCUGAAAUGCGGAACAUUGAAGCAUAUUACUGGUGAAGUUAUGUUAAGGAUCAAGGGGAUUGGAUGCAUGUUUUAAAGAAACACCCCUCAAGAUUAGAGUGGAAAUGAAUGCGGAUAGAACCUUUAUUGUUGAGUUUAAAACUGUAAAAAAAAACUUAUGUACAAUGUUGUCAACAAAAUUAGGUUGCUGUUACUCCCGCACCUAUUGCAGAAUGCAGCCUUUUGACAGCAUAUUUAAUCCACACUUGCAAAAGUGUUUUUGGUGAUUGGCAUUUAGGCUGUGACAGACCCAGAGUAUGUUUUAGCAGGGACGUUUGGUACAGUGACCUGAUUUGGAACUAUGAAAAAUAAUUUCGUCAAACAGAUUAUGAACCCAAAAGUGUCCAUUUUAUGGGUGGACAAUAAAUAGAAACAAUUUAGUUUAGUGUGUAGGGGCAGAUUUGUCAUCUUGUCUUCGGGAUAUUUGCUGUAUUUAGUCUGAUCAGUGGAACAAUUGUCAUUCUUAACAAUGAGCAACAAUAUAGGGUCAUUCCUGUGCUUGUCAUCAAGAACACUACUGUUAUUCCCCACACUUAUUUUAUAGUUCCACUUCCCAAUGUUGCCAGUGUUAUCACAUAUUUGAAAUCUGAUGUGACAACUUGUCUUUGUAAAUUAAUUAUAUGAGGCUAUGUAUUUUUGCAGCCAUUCAUGGACGAUUUUGAAUAAGUCAUACAAAUAAGCAUGGGAUAUUAAAUGCUCUAGGAAUCAAAUAUAAUUUGACAUGUUAGGGGGACUCCAAUGACACUCCCUGUGAGUCUUCUCUCUCCAUCCCCUCAUUCUGAAUGCAGUCCGUGUGUCCAUAUUCAAAUGAGAGCGAGACAUUGCCUGCACAGGUGUUAAGGUCAAAUGCUGCGUCCGCAGUUGGUUUGUUCUCACUCCUUUUGAACAAAGAAGUCUGAAUCGUUCCAGUCGAAGGAUGGGCAGGAUUCAACACCUGAUAUUAUGGGCUGUGUUGGUGGUGUGUUGUGUAGCUGAGAGACAGUACUUCUUCCAGUCCAACUCCUCCACUUGGGAACAGGCCAGGCUACACUGCCAGGUGUGCUACAAGGAGAUGGUGAGCCUGACCCCUGAAAACAUCCAGCAACUUGCCCAGAACCUGACCUCUUCAUACUGGAUCGGCCUCCGCAAAACCAUGAACAACGGCUCCUUCCCCUGGUCCCGCUGGUCCAACGGAAACCCCCUCGCCUUCCAGAACUGGUACCCCGGUCGCCCCAUACUCUCCAAGCCCAAGAAUCCUGUGAACAUCUAUAACAACUACUAUUCCAUCCUCCCCAAUUACUGUGGGUGUUGCUGCACCAAUAACAGCAACUCUACCAGUGUUCCCCCGGUAACUACUGUUAAUAGUAGCUACCAUGGUACUGACUUCACAGAAAAGGUAAACAUGACUGCAUCGUCAACGAAGACACCAGCCGUGACAAAGAUGACGUCUGUCAUGACGGGAUCAACGUUCUUUACUGGAGUUACUGGUGGCAUCAAUGGCACCAAUAUGACUAGUGGGAACAAUGGGACGAAUGAAACUGAGACCGACGUGUACAUUGAGGAGCCUUGCAUAGCCAUGCUCAGUUUUGGACUUUGGUUCGAUAAAAUCUGCUCAGAGCUUCUUCCUUAUAUCUGCUAUGAAGACCGUUUCUACGGUAAUGCCACCAUGACCAACAAGACACUACACAGUGCGACUCUGAGCUGGACCCGUGGGCCUGGUGACAUCAGCGGAUACAGGAUGGAGGUCAAGUCCACUGACUACAACCUGACCCUAAACCACAGCUGUCUGAACCAGACCUAUGACCUUUCCAACCUCACCGCCGGAACCCAGUACAGAGUCCAGGUGUUCCCCAUUAAGUGUGGAAGAGACCUCAACCCACAGAACGUCUCCUUCUACACCAAAACAAGCAUCUUCCUGACCUGGUUCGCUCCUGAGGGCAACAGUGACUUGUACAACAUUCAGGUGAGGGGUGAACCCGACCUGAAAAUGACCACACGCACAGAGAGCGCCCUGGUCAAAGGCCUGAUACCAGGAGGGUUCUACACGUUUGAGGUCAAUGCCGAGGUGGAGGACAAGUCCAUCGAGGGAGAUCGGAUGGAUAUCCCCUCCUACACCAAACCAGGAAUGGUGUCAAACUUAAAGCCGUCUGCUCUUACUAAUGACAGUGUCCAAUUCCAAUGGGAACAGCCGACAGGUAACACCUCUGGGUACAGAGCGCACGCCUGGAGAGAAGAAAAAAACAUAACGGUUCACAUAUUCUGGAAGAAUCUGACAUACACGAAUCUGACGGUGGGGAACCAGUCGCCAGGUGACAAGAUCUGGCUGAGCGUUGUGGCACUGGUGCCCGACGGAUCGGUUGAGGGAGAACCCAGCAAAGUGAUUGGCCGCACCACUCCAGGUGAAGUUACAAACUUACAGCUGAACAUUACUGAGGACACCAUCAUAGUGUACUGGACACCUCCUCAGGGAAACUACGAGACAUUCAGUGUUCAGCUCAAGCUAAAUGCUUCUAACAAGGAAGUGGAUACAGAGAAUACAACUGACAGUCAACUCUCAUUCACCAACCUAAAGGCAGGAGCUGAAUAUUUAGUGACAGUCACCACUCUGAAUGGGUAUCUCAAGAGUUACCCAAUUUCCACUGCAAAUUUCACUCUUCCUCUCCCACCGCAAUCAGCCCAAAUCGAUUUCUUCAAUAAGAGUCAUGUCAUCCUGUCAUGGAAAGCCCCCGUGGCAUCCCAAGGUGUACAAAUAAUGUACCUGGUGAAAUACAUAACUGAAUUCUGGAAUGAUACGCAGACGUACGAGACACACACAACCAACUAUACAUUUCAUGAGUUGCAUGCUGGGACCAAGUACACCUUCGAAGUAAGAGUGAAGGCGGGAACCCAGGAAAGCCAGCCCGUCCAAACAUCACAGACCACAAGUGCUACGGUGAGAGUUCGAACUAUGACUAUGGCGUGUUCCUCCAGCGAACCUUCCAUCUGUGAGAAUAGCGGCACACGGACAGAGGUCCUGCAAAAUUUGAUUAGCCAUUUCCGCAAGUGGUUCAGCAAGAUGGAAAAUGAAACUUUGGUUGAUAAGGUGUUCUGGGAACUGGAGUGGCGAGGGGCAUAAUUACACACACACACACACACACCAUCUAUUCAAUAUAAUUUCUUAGUCAAGAUUAACAUGAAUUGUAUUUUGAUAAUAAAAAAAUUAUAACAAUAGAUAAAUGAAGAGUUGGAUGUGUGCCAAGAAGGUAUGUGUUUUGAAUUUCUUGUCUAUCCUUGUUUUGCUUGUUUUCAGGAUGUGAUGUAUGUUUUACAAAUGCAUUUUAGUAAGGUAUUUUCUCUGACCAAAUUACUGAAUAAAGGGCUGACUGUC
Oncorhynchus tshawytscha (Chinook salmon) is the source of this 4379-nucleotide messenger RNA. RefSeq names its product receptor-type tyrosine-protein phosphatase eta. Lineage: Eukaryota; Metazoa; Chordata; Actinopteri; Salmoniformes; Salmonidae. Bases 1950 to 4127 code for a protein of 725 amino acids. Gene Ontology annotation, molecular function: protein binding. The record is from RefSeq and is a predicted model, not a curated record. The transcript is spliced from 12 exons.